This is a messenger RNA of Sphaeramia orbicularis (orbiculate cardinalfish), 1930 nucleotides long. It is a transcript of the gene crabp2b, whose product is annotated as cellular retinoic acid binding protein 2, b. Gene Ontology annotation, molecular function: lipid binding. NCBI's taxonomy places the organism in Eukaryota, Metazoa, Chordata, Actinopteri, Kurtiformes, Apogonidae. Bases 121 to 567 code for a protein of 148 amino acids. The record is from RefSeq and is a predicted model, not a curated record. The transcript has 5 exons.
GGAGGCUGAGGAGACGACUUCACAAACCGGUUAACGGAGAGGACGACAGACACGGACCAGCGAGUCUGCAGGCGGGCGACCCCUUUUCUGCAGCGCUCCUAACUUCAACCGCUUGUAAUAAUGGAGACGUGCGACGCAGUGGAGAAAACCAUCACAGACUUUUCAGGAAAAUGGAAAAUGAAGUCUUCUGAAAACUUUGAGGAACUUUUGAAAGCACUGGGUGUGAACGUGUUCUUGAGGAAGAUCGCUGUGACGGCGGCGUCCAGCCCGGCGGUGGAAAUCUCCCAGCAGGAGGAGAGUCUGUCCAUCAAGACGUCCACCAGCGUCCGCACCACCCAUGUUUCCUUCACCGUGGGUCAGUCCUUCAAUGAGACCACAGUGGACGGACGCCCCUGCACGAGUUUUCCAAAGUGGGAGACAGACAGCAAGAUCAGCUGCGAACAGACUUUACAAAAAGGCGAAGGACCCAAAACUUCAUGGACUCGAGAGCUGACCAAUGACGGAGAACUGAUUCUGACAAUGACCGCAGGGGACGUUGUCUGCACCAGAGUUUAUGAGAGGGAAUGAGGAAAUUACAGAAAUAUGUUACACAAUACUCCAGUUUUGUGCCUCAUGCAUGGUUUACAUUUACUCACCUUGUUUUCCUUUUCGUUCUCCCAGGCAGUCAUGUGUUGGUCAGAUCCUACUCAAAUUUUGCACUGACCAGAAAAAAAAAAGCAUUUUAUUUGAGUGUGUGCCUUUACAAUAAUUUCCAGAGGUGGAAGAAGUCCUCAGAUCCUUUACAUAUGAAUGCAUGGAAAUACCGCUGUGUAGAAAUACUCUGUUAUUAGUUUAAGUUCUAAAUUCAAAAGAACGUACUGAUAAAUUAACAGCAAAAUUGUUUUUUUUUUCUUAUAGAAUAUUAUAUUAUUCCUAUAGAGUAGAAUUUAGAACAAGCAAAUAGACUUAAGAGAAUUUCAGUGUUGCUGUUCAACAGUUUUAAUUGUUUUACUUCCAAUUGAUUAAUUCUAUACAAUUAAAAGUAACAAGUAAAUAUAAGUAUCAAAGCACAGAAAAAAGCAUGUAGGGGUACAAUGUAACAAAGAAAACAAAAAAAAAAAACUAAACAGAAGUACUUAAGUAGAGUAUUAAGUGCAGUAAUUGGUUAAAUAUACAGUUAGAGUUGGGUGGUACGGUCAAAAAUGUUCUCAUGAUUGAAGGUUUUCAUACUAAUUGAUAUUGGGAGUCAUCACAAUACUUGUCAAAUCAUUAUUUUUCUCAAGUUUAUCGGCUGAUUUCACUGGUUUACAGUUGUUUGGAAAUGAUCAACUUCACUGAUAAAAUAUGUUAAAUCUUAUAACACCAAAAUGAAAUCAAAACAUGAUUUUUUUGUUUGUUUUUUACAUAUACACAUAAGUUUAUAUACAUUUAUAUGAUAGAUUCAGGUCUUACACUAGAAGAAAUCUAAAAAGUUAAUGCAUUCUAAUGUACAGACAGUGUUUUGAGGUACAACUUGUAUCUCAGAGGUAAACGUUCCUUUGGAAUCAUACAUAUUUUCUCAUUAAUGCAUAGAAUUCCAAGUUUUGACCAAAUACUGUAACAUGAACACACAUAGUCAAAUGCCACUUUUGACUUAUUUCUUUUCUUUAUUUAUGAGCCAAAUUCAGUCAAGUUUAUUUACUUGUAUUCUAGAAGCACCUAGCCUGCAGAACCGUUGGUCCUGAGUGCAAAAAACUUUUUUUAAUGCUCCAAAAUUUGGUGUUAAACCACUCAAAGCGAGUAAAAUGAUAAAAUGUUUGAACACGGUGAAAGCAAACAUGAGUACAUACUGAAAAAAUGUGUGUUUUAUUUGAUAAUGCAUGCAACUUAAACCAUACAGACAACAAAUAUGAUAACUGUCAUGAACUUUAUCAUGUCUACAAAGGAAAUUAUCACAAUAUCACAAGUAGCC